This is a messenger RNA of Plasmodium gallinaceum, 678 nucleotides long. Its product is annotated as conserved Plasmodium protein, unknown function. The transcript is spliced from 2 exons. The record is from RefSeq and is a predicted model, not a curated record. NCBI's taxonomy places the organism in Eukaryota, Apicomplexa, Aconoidasida, Haemosporida, Plasmodiidae. Bases 1 to 678 code for a protein of 225 amino acids.
AUGGAAAAAAGAGGAAUUCUAUCCACUGAUGAUGAAAAUACAAAAUCUACCAAGGAAUCCCUUAAAAGAAACGAAAAACAAAUUCAAUUUUUAGUUUAUGUCUUAAAAAAAUACAUAAAAAAGGAUGAAGAAUUAAAAAAUAGAGCAUAUUAUUUCUUCCCUUCUGAUGAUGCAUUAGAUAAAAUACUUUUUAAUUUAUGUAAAUUCAUUCCUAAAGAUAAAAAUAUAUUAGAAAUAAAUAAAAAAUUAAAUAUAUUUGAUUCAGAUUCACUUUUUGAAUGCGCCAACUCUGAAAGAGAUAGCUGGAAUAACCAAAAUACUAUGUUUGAUGAUAUAUCGUUAGAUGAGCAUAAUAAUAAGAAAUACAAAACAUCUUCUAAUUUUAAUUUAAAAGAUAGAAAAACUAAUAAGGUUUGCGUAGAAUGGCAAGGAUUCGUUAAUGAAGCAAACGGAUAUGCAGCAAUUAAAAUUAUUGUUCCUUUUGUUUAUCAAGAAUAUUAUACUUAUGCAAAUAGAUUAGUAUACUUCUUAUUUCAAAAAACAAAAUGUUUAGAAGUGGAAGAUUUUUUAAGUCAUCAUAAAUUCAUUAACAAAAUUGUUCCAUUAUAUAUGACAUGUAAAAAUAAACUAUGUGUAAAAUUAUCUCAUAUAGAUGCUUCAAAUGAUUUAUAUUUUUAG